Messenger RNA from Phoenix dactylifera (date palm), 3661 nucleotides. RefSeq names its product protein NLP2. Lineage: Eukaryota; Viridiplantae; Streptophyta; Magnoliopsida; Arecales; Arecaceae. Gene Ontology annotation, molecular function: DNA-binding transcription factor activity; protein binding. The record is from RefSeq and is a predicted model, not a curated record.
UUUCAAAUAGAUAAGAGCUUGGAAGUAGAGGAAGCGGACGCCACUUGGAGACGAAGGCUUCGAGGAGGUCCAGCUCUCGUCCAAGGCGUUCAAACAAAAUCUCCGGAAUCCUCCUCCUCUUCCUCCUCGCCCUGGUUCCUCGAGUUCCGCGCCGUGUCCUCCAAAUCCUCGAGGCGCGGAGGACGGAUCUCAACGUGGGAUUUUGGGAAUAUCGCUCUGGAUUCGAGAGACUGGAUCUAUCUGGUGAACGGGGAUUCUAGAUUUCCGAUUUAUUUAUUUCUAGGAUCGGUUUUAAAGCUAUGAGCCUUUCUUUUGGUCCUGGAAUUAGAGGAGUCCGUGACAAGUUGGGCCUUUCGUUCAUCUUUUUCUGAGAUUUCCAAUUAGAUAGGGAAAGUUUCUUGGUCGUUAAAUCUCAGAAUUGUAUGAAAGUUUGGAUCUUUGGCUAGAAUUCAUCACUUCUUGAAGAGAUUCCAGUAAAAGGUCUGGUUUUUACGGUUGGCGGGAGGUAUGGAAUAUCCCCUGUGACCUAGAGGAAAACGAGUUAUUGUCUGAGCUCAAAUGGAUGGGUUUUCUCCGUUCCUCGAAGGGAAUCGGAGCCCGAUGUUGGAGGACCGAUUUAGCUACCCGACGUGGAUGGCCAUCGAUUCUUUCACUGAACUCUGGAGUCCAUCGAUUGCUGGCCAGGUUCUCUCGCCAUUUAACUAUUCAGUAUCUUGGCUGAAGCCUGGUAGUGAGACUCUGCUGUCCUCGCCAAAUUCACAAGCACCAAGUGGGGAUUCCGUUCCUGGGAUUUGUGACGAUUCGAGAAAUUCGGCCGGUGUAGAUUAUUGCUUUAAAGAUGAUUCAGCACCACAAAAUUCUGGCCUGCAAGCUGGAUUUUUGUUGAAUUCUCUCCAGAUGGAUGUCUCGCGAAGAAAUGGGCUUCCUUUUAAUGUCUCUGAUGCUGAUGAGGGCACCAGUGUUGUACCCAAAUCCAUGAUGGGAGUUAGUCUUUCUGAGAGAUUGCUUAUGGCACUGUCUUUGUUCAAGGAAUCCUCAGGUGCAGGGAUACUUGCCCAGGUCUGGAUGCCUGUGAAUCAGGGAGAUGAGUAUAUAUUAAGCACAUAUGAGCAGCCCUAUCUUCUUGACCAGACUCUUGCAGGGUACCGAGAAGUUUCGAGGGCAUAUACUUUUUCUGCGAAAGAGGCACCAGGGUCCAUCACUGGGCUUCCUGGCCGUGUAUUUGUCUCUGGAAUGCCGGAAUGGACCUCAAACGCCGUCCAUUAUCAUCGGCAAGAGUACUUGCGGGUCGACCAUGCACGCCAUUAUGAUGUCCGUGGAAUACUUGCGGUGCCAAUUUUUGAUCUCAAUGAACAUUCAUGUUGUGGAGUCCUUGAGCUUGUAACGGUGAAGGAGAAAUCUGAUUUUGAUUCUGAGAUGGAUAGCAUUUUCCAAGCUUUGCAGGCUGUGAGUUUAAGGAGUGUCAAAGUAUGCGCUCAAAAGCAGAGUCUUAAAAUGGGCCAGAAGUCUGCAUUCACAGAGAUAUUGGAUGUCUUGAGAGCCAUAUGUCAUGCACACAUGUUACCUUUGGCACUUACAUGGAUUCCCUUGAGCAACAAUGAUGAAGGUAUGGAUGAAUGUACAAGAGAUGCUGCAGAGGCUAACUCUAUUUCAGGCAGAAAAAUCAUGCUCUGCAUCCAGGAGUCGGCCUGCUAUGUCAAUGAUCAACAAAUGCAGGGUUUUCUACAUGCAUGUUCUGAACACCACCUUCAAAAUGGGCAGGGCAUUGCUGGAAAAGCAAUUCAAUCAACUCAUGCUAUCUUCUCUCCAGAUGUAAAAAGUUGUGACGUACACCAGUACCCGCUCGCACAUCAUGCUCGCAAGUUUGGCCUGCACGCUGCUGUUGCAAUCAGGUUAAGGAGCACCCAUACAGGAAACGAUGAUUACAUACUAGAGUUCUUUCUUCCUAUCCACUGUAAAGGGAGUGCAGAGCAGCAGCUCCUGUUGAACAACAUGUCAACUACAUUGCAGAGAAUCUGCAGAAGCUUGAGAACAGUUUCAGAUACUAAGGUGGUCAGAACUGAUGUCACCAAGGAGGGACCAGGAACAAGACAAACUAUACCUAUCUCAGCAGAACACUCCCAAAGCUUGCGCUAUGAUGCUGAACUUAACUUGACUGAGUUAUCUUCCAAAUUUCAAAAUAUGGAAACCGGUAAACAAGGAGAUGCUCGUCGGGGUCAGACGAAGCCUGGCUCACCUAGACACCCAAAGAAGAAACGCAGUACAGUGGAAAAGAAUAUUAGUUUAAGUGUUCUACAGCAGUACUAUUCUGAAACUCUUAAGAAAGCUGCAAAGAGGAUUGGUGUUUGCCCAACUACACUGAAAAAAAUUUGCAGGCGGAAUGGGAUUUUAAGAUGGCCAUCUCGCGACAUAAGGAAGCUCAGCCAUUCUAUGAGGACGUUCCAGAGCAUGAUAGACUCUGUACCAGGAGUUGCGGGGAUAUUAAAAUAUGAUAAUGCUACUGGAAAACAUUUUACAGUAGUCUCAUCUCCUGAAAAACAAGCUGCAAUAGCCUCAGAACCAUCACGCCGGGGUUUACCAGAUCAGUUUGUGGGAAACUUGGAAGAAGAGACUUGUUUGGUUGGCAGAAACCAGAUUAACAAUUCAGGCCAACCACAACUUCAUCACCAUGAAGCAAAUAUAGCCUGCGUUCCACCUUUCGGCAUUGGCGACAAAUGUAAGGUUACUUCUUCUGGAGGGCCAUCCAGCCUUGCUAAAGAGAAAUGCUGCCAUGAUGCUUCUAGCAAGGGUGGCUUCAGUUCAGAGAGCCUUAAAUGCAGCAUCAGAUCAAAAAGCUCAUGCCCCAUGGCAGCACUGGAAGAAAUGCAUACCGAAAUGGAUGCUAGUGAAAGGAUCAUAGAACGCAGUCGUCCUUCUUAUUCCAGCAUGACAGACUCAUCCAGCGGCAGCGCCUCAAGUCGCCCCAGUAUUAAAAGAAGCUUAAAGAACAAUAUGUUGGCCGCUGACUUUGGGUCUGCAAUCCAUGUAAAGGCUACUUAUAAGGAGGAAACUGUAAGGUUCAAAUUCUCCUUGUCCAUGGGUUUCCAUGAGUUGAUUGAGGUAAUUGGGAAGAGAUUUAAAUUGCACAGUGGGACGUUUCGGCUCAGGUAUUGGGAUGAUGAGGAAGAGUGGGUCAUAUUGGCCAAUGAAUCUGAUUUGCAGGAGUGUGUCGAGGUGCUGCAGUAUAUGGAAUCCCAACGUCUGAGGCUUCUUGUUCAAGAUUUUCCCUGUGCAACCGGCAGCUCAGCCAGCAGUAACAGCCUGCUUAUGAGGCCAUAAAAUCCCAAAGAUGUGACAACAUGAUCAAGGAUUUCACUCCACCAGCCAAAAUGGCUCAAACUGGAAUACUGCAACUACUUGUGGUUCCCUAACAAUCGGUUGGCAGCCGGAAUAGUAAUCUUCUUACCAUGCCCUGAGGAGCCUUUAAAUUUGGCCUUUUUUACUUUUGAUUCUUAUGGUUGAACACAUCUCUAUGAGUUUAGGCUCUAUUGCUUUAAAGAGCUUGCAUGACUGGGCACUAUAUGAUGAGUAGCAUACUUCAUGUGUCUUGCUAAUAGAGUAGUUGUUCAGUGUCAGAAAUGGUUCCUUGAGAAUUUGAAAUAAAUUACUUUAGUUGCUACAA